Durio zibethinus is the source of this 1242-nucleotide messenger RNA. Lineage: Eukaryota; Viridiplantae; Streptophyta; Magnoliopsida; Malvales; Malvaceae. The record is from RefSeq and is a predicted model, not a curated record.
AUGUCGCUUGUCCCUGGAAGACCUCUUAUCUUGUAUUUAAAGGUGCACGAAAAAUCAAUAGGAUGUGUUUUAGGCUUGGACAACUCAUCGGCUCAGACAAUACAUGUUGUAUCAUACUACUUGGCUCAUUGUGAAAUUAGACCCAAUCAAGCAAUCAAAGGAAGUGCUAUUACUGAACUUCUUGUAGAAUGCACUCAUGAAGAUUAUGUGCCUGUGACAUUUGAUUUUCCAAAUGAAGACUUAAUGCCUGUACUGCACAUAGAUAAAGAAGAGCAUAAUGAAGAUAUAUGGAAGAUGUAUUUUGAUGGUGCAUCAAAUGCUUUGAGGCAUGCUGCUCUUGAAAGAAAAAACCAUGCUUUAAAAGUUUAUGGAGACUCUGUCUUAGUCAUAUACCAAUUUCGAGGAGAAUGGGAAACCAAAGACUCAAAAUCAAUUUUAUACCAAAACUUACGAGAGAAACCAGUUCACUGUUCAAAUGAUGAGGAAGGAGUUGAUGGAAAACCAUGGCAUUUGGACAUAUUACAAUAUGUUAAAUAUCAACAGUACCCAGAGCACAUAUCAGAGAAUGAUAAGAAAACAUUGAGAAGGCUAGCAAUGAGUUUCUUUUUAGAUGGAGAAAUUUUAUAUAAAAGAAGUCGAGACCAAACACUAUUGAGAUGUAUGAAUGCUACUAAAGCCAAAAAGUUACUAGAAAAAAUUCAUGGAGGUGUUUGUGGAACUCAUCCUUUCUCUAUAUGGGGAAAGGAUGUGAUAGGGCCUAUCACACCAAAAGCCUCAAAUGGACAUCGAUUCAUUUUAGUGGUAAUUGAUUACGUCACAAAGUGGGUAGAGGCGGCUUCAUAUGUCAAUAUGACAAGAAUGGUGGUUUGUAAGUUCAUCAAGAAACAGAUCAUAUGUCGAUAUGGCCUUUCAGAAAUGAUCAUUUUGGAUAAUGCUCUUAAUUUGAAUAAUAAAAUGAUGAUUGAGCUACCAUUUGCAUUACAUGCUUAUCGAACUUUGAUACACACAUCUAUGGGAGCUACACCAUUUUCAUUGGUACAUGGGAUGGAGGUAGUGUUACCCACCGAAGUUAAAAUUCCUUCAUUGUGCAUUCUCAUAGAGGUUGAGUUAGAAGAAUCUGAGUGGGUUCACACUCGAUAUGAACAAUUGAAUCUCAUUGAAGAAAAGAGAUUAGUUACACUUUGCCAUGGCCAACUGUAUCAAAGAAGAAUGAUGCGAAAAGUUCAACCACGACAAUUUUGA